Lactuca virosa is the source of this 817-nucleotide messenger RNA. Lineage: Eukaryota; Viridiplantae; Streptophyta; Magnoliopsida; Asterales; Asteraceae. The record is from the annotation of a GenBank genome assembly.
AUGGUUUGCUUUCAUCUAGCUAGACACCAGAUUUCCGGAAAGAAAACAAACAGCAUACUCGAUGCACUUUACUUCACUAUUGUAACAAUGACAUCAGUCGGAUAUGGAGACCUUGUUCCCGCUAGCACUCUCACAAUACUUCUCGCUUGUCUUUUUGUCGUCUCGGGCAUGGUGAUUGUCGGGGUGGUUUUAAGUAAAGCAGCUGAUCUUUUAGUCGAGAAACAAGCACACUUGCUUGUGAAAGCGAUGCACAUGAAUGAAACCAUCGGAACAGGAAUUUUACUUUCAGUUGAGGAUUUGAACUUCAUUAAUGCGUUCUAUUGUGUUGUUGCGACGCUUACUGGACUUGGUUACAUAGAUAAAUGCUUCUCGACAACAGGUGGACGUGUUUUUGCUCUUUUUUGGAUCUUGUUAGGUACUCUCUAUGUAGCUCAAUUGCUGUUUACUUUUGCUUUAUUACACACUGAAAGAAGGCAACGAUCGUUGGUCAAAUGGGUUCUUAAAAGAAAAACAACGGUUUCUGACCUCGAGGCAGCUGAUUUUGAUGGCGAUGGCAUCGUUGUAGCUGCUGAGUUCAUUGUCUUUAAGCUAAAAGAAAUGGGGAAGAUCAAUGAAGAUGAUAUCACACCUAUCAUGGAUGAGUUUGAGACACUCGAUUUUGACAAAACGGGAACGUUGCGAUGCUGGUUCAUACCCAUGUAUAUUAUUCUUUAUUUGGAAACGGUGGAACAAACAUGUAUAUUAUUCCACAUAAAGAUGUUGAAUCAGGGGUGAAACAUUAUAAAAAUUCAAUAAUUACAAUCUUUAUCUUCUUUCA